Molecule: messenger RNA, 6973 nt
Organism: Uranotaenia lowii
Lineage: Eukaryota; Metazoa; Arthropoda; Insecta; Diptera; Culicidae
Product: oxidative stress-induced growth inhibitor 2-like
Exons: 6
Coding region: 2026-4293 (755 amino acids)
Source: RefSeq, a predicted model, not a curated record
GACACCAAAUGCCAAACGGUUCUGACGCGAAAAUUCCGAAGCGAGAUUUGAUUUCGUAAUAUUCGACCAGUUAAGUGGCAAAUACUUCUGCCGCAUCAGCCUGAAGUGUGUGCAAAAGCGUGUGUCUCUAGGGUUCGACAUUUUCCCUCGACCCGUCUGUCAGGCGACCGUAUCGCGUGUGGAAAACUCAAUUGGACAAGUAUCCUCGGGAUUGAGUUUAUCUUUGCUGCUGUGUUUUCCUUGUGCUUCUCUCUUGCUAAUAACGACGUGCAGCCGAAAAUGGUCGGCUAAUGUAACAGCUCUGUUGUUGUUGGUUUAAGUUUCGUGUAUGCAGAAGUGUUAUUUAGCUUUAACGAUUUCACGGUUGAGUGAAGUGUGAUGAUAUUGUUCUAAAGGGAACUAACAAGCCGAUUAUCGGCCGUUUUACGAGGCAAAUAUCCGGAAAAUAUUGAACCGUUCGGGAGUAAGUGGAAAUAAUUAAUAGCAUUUGGCAGCAAACGAGUGAAAUUCUGUUUGGAUGAAGCCGUGAAUGUGAGAAAAAUUGCACUGCACACGUGUGGACGUUGAUUGUGUAUUCCACAUAUUGCGAAUGGAGGAAGUAUGUUGACAAUUUGUGCGAAAAUUGAAUAAACCGUAAAGCUGUUUCGGUAUAACGUAUGAUUGCAGUAGAAUAACUAAGCUGCAAUUUCUUGAUUUGUUGGAGUUGAUAUUGUACAAUCAGAUACUGCAACGACAAGGAUCUCUUACCCGCUAAUCUUAUCUUAGGUCAAUAAGCGCGCUCCCCUCAGUACAGUGAUAAAUUAAAUUGAUAUCUGCGCUGCCCAGAGAAACUUCAUCGUCAUUGUAUCCGCGAAUAAUUUAUUUAUUCAUCCAGUUCAUCACGUUUACCGACAACCGGUCAGCGAAAAGUUGUUGUGUAAGAAUUAAUUAAUCGAACAUCGGUGUUAUCCCAUCUUUAUUUUGGCUAUCUCGGUGUCAACACUUGGAUAUAGAGCCGCUUGUAAAGCGGUGAUCAGCCAGCAGUAUUAUAUAGGUUCUAGAGACCAACUCGGGAGACUAUCGUCCAAAGCCGAAGAAAGUGCUGAGAGUAACGCGCGCGCCUUUUUGCACCCGGCGAAAUAAUUUCGCAUCUCCAACCAGCAACGUAACGUGCCAAAGGAAGGUGGCGGCUAUUCUCUCCAGUCGCUCUCGGACGGCGCGUCGGGUGUUUGUUGAACCACUUCAGAGCACUUGGGAGUUUUAUUACCGACAAUCGAACUGCCGCCGGUUCCAGCCAAGCGUCCGUAUCGUACAACUCCCAACCCACCCAACCACCCACUCCGUGCCAACCCUCUGCCUUACUCACUUAUGUACUAGCGCGUCACGACCAGUAGCGAAUCGAUGUAUUCGUGGAAGCGUGAAUCCGCGGGCAACUUAUAUACGCUAUCAGCACCACACCAGCCAACAGUCCAGUGCCGGCCGUGAAUGAAUUCAGUCAUAGUCCCGUUCCGAGUGAACCGAACGUUGAGGCUUCAUCAUAUUGCUGAUGCAACUGUAUACUACGCUGCUGAAUACUUUUUUCGCUACCCUGUCUGUAUACAGUAGUGCCAAUUGAGAGAAGAAAGUAAAUCAGCACCGGUCGAGCAAAGGAAGGAAGAAAGCGUUGUUUACAAACAUCCCCGAGACAUAUCGGUUUACUCGAAAAAAUCUUUAAGCUAGGAAGUUGAACCUACGCUAACGGAAGUCCACUCGAGACCACCUCGAGGUUGCUUGAAAUUGUGCAAUUUCUGUCUGCAUAGUUAGUAGGAAUCCGAUUCUGGUAGUUUUCAAAGUUUAAGCUAGAAUCGAGUGUAGUUCAAGUUAUAGGAGCUCUAUAUACGUUAUAUAAACACUCAUCGUACAAGUUUACAAGUGUAAGAAAAUAUCGCAUAGAAAUAGUGAGUUUGGGAGUGGAUUCAUUUUUCUUUCCUUCCAACCCAAACCCAAAUUCGAUUGUGUGUGGUUAGUGCAUUUCCCGGAACCGACGAAAGCCGACAGCACUUCACCAUGAAGGAUAUCAUUGCUAACAAAAACCUUAUCAACAAGGAUACCAUCAUCAAGGAUGUGGUCAUCAUCGGCAAUGGACCUAGCGGAAUUUCGUUAUCAUACAUGCUGGCGGGCAAUUGGCCAUAUUGGUCCCCGGAAAAAAUCCAAAAGCAUCCGGACGAGCUUUUGCGGGCCCGGCUAAACUACUACGAUGCCCAGAAGAGCCUGGUCGAGCACGACCUGUUCAGUUUGGCCGAUGGGCUCGAAGGACGCAGCACUAACCCAGUAUCGUUGCUGCUGGACAGUUUGCAGCAUCCCUGUGCCGACCUUGGCAUGGAGUUGCCGUGUAUGGUAGAGUACAAAUAUCACCCGGAAAAGGAGAUCGACCACCUAGUUCUGGGGCGAGGUCCCCCGGGUGGUUCCUGGCACCGGAUGGAUCCGAACCUGCGUACCCUAUCGCUGUCAGCCUGGAUGUCCCUGCCCGGCUUACCCUUUGCCGAUUGGGAGAAAACACACCCACCCACCCUGGAUCCCACAGAUUUGCCUAGUUUUGUUACCACAAACAACACGUCGACGUCCAAAAGCAAUACCUAUCAUACCUAUAACAACCAUUCGUACCUGACGCCGCCAGCCGGAAGUGAGGAGGGCGUUAAAAUUCUGAAAUCAAAUAAUCACCAUGGUGCUAGCAUAAAUCGUAAUAGGAAGAUACUGAUCGGUAGCAGUAACAGUAACGCUAGUAAUUACAGUAAUUCUAACAGUAAUCGGUGCGAUAGAUGUAGCGAGUUGAACCGGCUACAGCUGCACAAAGUGCCCUUAGUCUGUAACAGAUGCCGUAAGAACAACAACAACAACAGCAUCCUUCUGGAGAACCAGAACAACCUGCUGCAGGACAGCAUCGCCUACGAGGAACGCCGGGGCAAGGUCAAUGUGAAGCUUUGUCCCCCGAGGCGUAAUCUUUCGCUGAAGCGACAACUUUCGAAGGAGGUCGAAACGAGGGCGUUGAUUUCGCGCGUCGCCCAGUACUACGAGAGCUACGUGGAGGAAAUGAAUCUGAGUCGAUACUUUAUGAAAGAUACGAUCGUGACGACGGUGCUGCCGCUGGAUUUCUCCGUCGUAUCGGAUCCGGCGGUACCGGAAAAGCUGAAAACCGGACGGUGGAUCGUUUCUGGAUUCAACCGCAUUACCAACAAACAGUUCACGCUGGUCUGUCGCAACCUGGUGAUGGCCAACGGGGCCUCGGACCUAGCCAAUCGACUUGGCAUCCGAGGAGAAGGUCUGGAGAUGCCCUGGGUUAAGUACGAGCUGCCUCAUUUGGAGCGGGCGUUGGAGCGGUACGACGACGAUGGCCGAUCGCGAUUGAAGCCGGUACUGAUCGUAGGAGCCGGCUUGAGUGCUGCCGAUGCGGUGACCAUUUGCCGAUCCUCGGGUAUUCCGGUGGUGCACGUUUACCGGAAUCGAACGGCCGGAUUGGAUAAGAUGCUUCCGGGGAAUGUUUAUCCAGAGUACCACGAGGUACACAAGAUGAUGAAGGACUCCAGCCAAAAGUAUGAGCUGUACUCCCCGUUGCCUGAGCACACCAUAGUGGACCUUUCGCAGGGCCAUGGGGUUCAUCGUGUUACGGUGCAGCACCUGAAGACUGGCGAAAAGCGUGAGAUGGAAGUGUCGUUUUGCGCUAUUCUGAUUGGUUCAAAACCGGAUCUGCGAUUUGCCGCCAAUUUGUCCAAGGAAACUAGCGAUGAAUUUUUACAGAAACAAUCACCUGCUCUUACAGUUACCGAGCACGAUGUUUGUGAAAAUCGAGGAGUUAGUCCGGUUGCUUUCUGGUCGCUGGCCGAACAUUUGUUGACGUCAAGUUUUGGACGAAAACUGUUUUGGUUGAAGAACAUUUGCGACAAAUGCCGUCAUCUGAAUGUUUGUGAUCGCGGACGCUACAAGAACUACCAUCAGACCGGAAAUGGACCAAAUGAUGCCAAGAAAUUCGGCAAUUGCAAUCACUUGAGCGUUUUGGGAAGAGCCUGUGAGUGUACCCUGCCGGUGGCAAUUCCGGCCGUCAUCGGUGAUUACCAGACGAAUGCAUCGGGCUUAGGACUAGGCGAGGAUCCCACCAAACCCAUUGAUUGUAAGAAUAACCCUAUCGAUGUUGACAAGUACACCAAUGCAGUGUUGCGUUCAGCGCAUAAAGGACUUUACGCCAUGGGACCUUUGGUAGGAGAUAAUUUCGUUAGAUUCAUCCCUGGCGGAGCAUUAAGUAUUACAUCAGCAAUGCACAAGCGAACCGAGAACGAUUGAUACAUCCAACCCCCAUCGAUCCAGUUGUUCUUUGUUUGAGAAGUUUCAGUUCGGACAGUGGACUAAACUUCUCAUCGGCAUAUCGUCAAAAUUUUGGUAAACACCUUUGUAAACUAGUCAAGAUCAACCAGGUUGGUCUCAUUAGAGCCGGAAUUUGUUCUUUUGUCCGAAACGAUGCUCUCGAUCUCCAAGUGCAUGGCAAUGCAGCGUGUUUCGAGAGUAUCAACAAAGCGUUAGCAAACGCUUUAGAAAAGUGUGGUUUCCCUACCCUUAGCCAGGUGGCGCCCCACUCCGUUGCUAGUCAAGAUCCGAACCUGCAGCUACGAAUGUAGAACAGCAGCGUAGCAAGUUUAUCCGGGUUAAGUUUCCUUAGUACGUACAUUUAAUGUUAAGCAACUUUUAUUUUUACGUUUAGAUUUUUUUCAUUCAUUUUUUAUAAUCUCAACUCUUGCAACUGCUUACUCUGAAACAAAAGUCACCUUUCUAUAUUAUUGUUUUAAGCCUUCUCCACGUACAUUCCUUUCUCCGAUACUUAAUGCUUGACUCUCCUCUUAAGUCUUCGUUUCUAAACCUGAAAAAGUAUCAUUUUUUGUAAUUGUAUUUGAAUGGAAGCCUUUUAAUAGACAUGUUGUGUAGUCUUUCGAUUACAUGCCAUAGAAUAACUAAAUAUGAAUUUAUUUGUCCACACAAUUCGUGUGCAAUUUGUAUUAGCUUUUGUUUCGGAUCUGGUAUCUGAUAAAGUUGGAUCAAACCAAAAUAGAAUUGUUUUUUCACCCCUUUGUUCAAAAUUGUAUUUUGUUUUGUUAGUUUGAAAAAAAGAUUGCAAUAAAAUUUUUUAUCAAUCGGAAUAUUUUUAAAGAAAAUAAAAUGUGUAAAACUUCAAUUUUAUUAGUAUGAUUAUUAAUCCAUAUCAGUGCUAGUUUAUAUUCCGAAUAGCGAUUCAGAAUAACGUGCAAUGAUAUCAAGUGGAAUGCAUCUGACUGCAACUCAUAAUUAGAAAUCCCGUGAACUUCGAACCCAAAUUUGUUAAAUCAACAAUAUAUGAUCCUGAUAUUUUUAUGAGAUCGUUAUCAAAUAACUUAUUAUGUUUUCCUUACACAUACAUAUGUUUUAAGUUUUGCUAAGUGGUUAUGGAAACUAUUUGCUUCACCACUCACUUCUUUUAACAGUUUCUUUUUUAAUUAUUUGUUCUUAUUAAAAAUUUAUUUUUAUCACCUUUUUUCUCCAAACAAGACUUGUUCAUUAAUUCAGAUGGACACUAAUAAAAUUUCAAUUUCAUAUAGAAGGAUUUUUGGAGUUAAAGAAAAUUAUAACAAAGUAUUGAUAUGAUUGUUUUCCAUCGCAUCAGUUUAGAUUAAAGCUAUCGAACAAAAUAUUACUAUUACAGCACAUCAUCAACAAGGCCACUCAAUGCCAUCAGAAACCAUUCCUAUUACAGCCGAUUUGAAUGAAAACCACAAAUAUUUAGUUUAACCGCCAUUAAGAAAAUUUCCCAACAGUCCCACACACAAAACUGUCGAUUAUCUGCAAUGAUAUUCUAACAAACCGAGGAAUUAGUUUAAGCAGUGUUGUUAACUUUGCGGUAUAUUCAGAACCCGUUAGGAUAAAACAAACAAAAUGAGCAGAACAACAAAACCUAUACUUAAUCGAUUCGACUAGACAUCAGUUUCAAUUAUUUAUAAUAGGGAUAUAUCCAAGAGAGUGAUAGGAAACGCUCUCGUAACGAUUCAAAACUAACCUUAACCCCACUAGAGACUGAUUUGUAAUACUGAUAGCUAGUUCGUUCGUAAGUAACAUGUUCGAAUUGUGACAACUACUUAAAACAAUUACCAUUUUAACGCUUAUAUACUGUAUCUCUCUGUGUAUUUUUGUUUUGUUUUCAAUGAUCGGUUGGCGUUUUCGAAGUUAAAAUUAAGCCGGAUACUUUCAGAAAACGCAAACUACAGUUCUAACUAGCAGUAAGUAAAGUAUGGAUACACUUCACGUAGUUUCAAAAAUUGUUUUGCCAUUCUUCUAGUGCUGUUGAACAUUUCUGACAAAGAUAUAUAAAAAAAUGAAUGCAAAUUCUUAAAUUGAAUUUUCUCAUUAAAACACUCUUCCUCAGAAAAAAAAACUAAUAUUCUAACUGCUAUCUAAUGUCUAUUUUCUCAAAUGUAUGUAGGCAUUCAAGCGUGAAGUUAUCUCAGAAGGGUUUGAAUUGUUUGACGUUCGCCCGAAAAAAAAACCUUAUGACCAAUAUGUAACAAAUUUGAACCUUGGUGAUAGUCCCAUUCGUUGAUACAACAGGAUAAAAAAGAUCAAAUAAAACAAAACUAAUAUAAGUAACCAGUUGUUCCCAAAUUUAUGACAGAACGCUAGUUUACUAAAAGCCAGUAAGGUAUCUGAAGCAAUUAAAGGUGAUUAAAUCUAAUUUAGAAAAAAAAAUCAGGGUAAAGCGUGUUGGAAGCAAACUUUCUGUAACGAGCAGGUACGUUUUUUCGAGAUUGCACUCUGUUUAGAGAAGCUAGCGUUGCCGUUCUAACGUGUACAAUUUCUAGAAGAUUAUAAUCAAAUUCAAAAUGUGUAACAUUUGAAAAACAAUUUUAUUAUAAGCCACUAGUUGUUCGGAUCCUUAUUGAUGCAACUAGUUGCGCCGAUUGUUAGUUUUUGUCCCCCGAAAUAUACUGAGUUGAAAAAAUUA